Molecule: messenger RNA, 5640 nt
Organism: Caenorhabditis briggsae
Lineage: Eukaryota; Metazoa; Nematoda; Chromadorea; Rhabditida; Rhabditidae
Exons: 23
Coding region: 1-5640 (1879 amino acids)
Source: RefSeq, a predicted model, not a curated record
AUGCAGUCACGUACCACUUUGCGAGAUUUAUUGGUAGCGCCAAACAACUCUGUUCCACGAGCGGCUACGCCAAGUUCUUUUGGACAGAACCCGAGCAUUUUUUCUUCGACACAAGCUAUGCCACAAUUUUGUUCUCUUGUGGAAGCAACGCCGUCCUCUUCAUUUCAACUCUCAACUCCCAUUGGCCUGACUCCGAUGCCUUCACCUACCUUGUUGCCUUCUUUCACUGCACAGUCACUUCCUCCACAGCUGCCAGAUCACCUUCUUCCAGCUCAUCCUCUUCCAGCUCCUGCUUAUCCUCCAUUCUCAACAAGCCAACUUCAAAACGGUACUAUAGAUUGCCAACUCGGGAUCACACCACAGAUUCUUGAACUUUUGAAUCUCAUACAGAUGGUUCAGGGUCAAAAUCUCGAAGCUCGGAUUGCUCCGAUGGAACCGGAGGCUCCUUCUUCCAGUCAGACUCCGGUUAAUGUUAAACAAUCGUCGACUCAAACUGAAGCACAUGCAGGACCAUCUCUCGUUGAACGAGCAGUUUCACCUACUGCUCCUUUUGGAAUCGUAAGCAUGGAAGAAGAGAUGCAAAACCUGAAAAGUGAGAAGAGCCAACUCCAAGAAGACUUAGAAAAUGAAUUGAGGAAAUUCAAGCUAAAGCAACGUCAAAUGAGUGUAGGCCAUCAGAAGAAGAUGAGCGAAACGAUGAAACGGCUCAAAGAAGACUUCGAAAUGUUGAGCUCAGCCGAUAAGAAGACAGUUGAAGAUUUGAAGCUCGCUGGGAGUAAGAAAGAUGCAAAAAUAGGUGCUUUGGAGCAGGAGAACGAACAGUUUGAAGCUGAAAAAGAAAGUCUGAUGAACGAAAAUGAAAAUAUGAAGAUACAGAUGAUUGGAGAGCAGUGUGUUCGCGAAUUGGAGAUCCUGUUUCUUCAAAUCGAGAUUGAAGUCCUUACCAACGGCGAAACCAAGAAGAUCGUUCAGCUGAUCGAUGAGAAUGUUUUGCUACAACAAGAGAAAGAGACUUUAGAAUCGGUGAAUGAAAAGAACAAUCAGGAGCUUUUGAGAAUGCAGUGUGAGCUUGCUGCGAGGACGGAGAAAAUUCAUGCUCAAGAAGAGGAGCUCCAGGAGCUGAGACGAUUCAAGAUGCAAGUACAGGUUGAAAACCUGAGAUUGAAGAAAUCGGUUUCUCCAGAACCUCAAGAACAGACCGAAGGUUCCAAUGGCGAUUCCCCAGCAUUUUACGAGGAAGCUGUCUACACCGAAAUGCCAGAGGCAAUCGCCGAGAUGCCAAAGGAAGAGAAGUUCUCCGAGGUCUUGGAGCAGCAGAAGGACGACAAUGAGCUCUGGCUCGAAAACAAGAAGGAGAUCGAGAGUCUUCAGAAGCGGUUGGACCGUGCAGAGACAGAAUUGAUGGAGAAGCAUUCAUCUGAAGGGCUGAGACAGGAAAUUCUUGGCCUUCUUGGUCACAUCAAGCAGUUCAAAAAAAAGUCGGAUACCCUCCGAUCAGAGUACUCGACUCUCGAAAAAGAGAACUCUUCGAUGAGAAACUCGAUUCGAGAAAUCCAAUUUUUGAAAGACGCGAAAGUGGCCGAAUUGGACGAUCUCAUCCGUCAAGAACAAGAUCUUCGAGUCAACAUCUCAAAUCUCCAGCACCGAGCAAGAGGACUUUCUGAUGUGAAGGAACUUCAACAGAAAAUGGAAAGAUACCAAAAGAUGAUCAGGAUCUAUGAAGAUCAGUCCGAGAAGAUUUUGGUCCUCAACAAUGGACAUCUCUGUUGGAGAGGGAAACAAGGACAGCCCGGAAGUUCCGCUCAAACUCGUGCUGCCAAAAGACCGCGCCAGUCCAUCGAAAUGAACAACAGCCCUUCUCCAAGCAUGCCGAAUGGAACGAACAACAAUAAUGGUCUAGUUGUGCCUAGACAGGCUCCGAUGCCACCAGCUAUCUCAACGAUGAACUAUCAGAACAUCCCAGGACAAAUGACAAGCUAUCAGAACCUCCCAGGAAAGCUAAAUGGCCCUACUAUAAAAGCUGCUGCUCCACUGAUAAAGAUGCAUAUGGAAGGGAACUCAGGUGUUCCUACUAGGCUUAGUCAACCUCUGAUGCCAACAGCCGGCCAAACUGCUUCAGUGAUAAAUUAUCAGAACAUCCCAGGACAGCUAAAUGGUCCGACUAUACAAGUUGCUGCUCCACUGAUACAAGAAGUCAAAAAAGAGGGCGAAGGAAAUCAAGUGGAGUUAGGUGGGAAGCAAGGUCAAAUGCUAAAGGAUGAGACGCAGAAGCUUGAGCGAAAAACGGCCGACUCCUCAGAAGAGGAAGAUACUCAAAAGUUGAAGGAAUUCAUUGAAAAGGAAGUCCAGAAGCGAAUUAGUGUUCUGAGCUUCAACCAUGGAAGGGAGCUCAUACAACUGAACAUGGAAAGAACGACGCUUAUCGGACAGCUAGAUGAAUAUAAGGUGUUGAAGGAGAGAUUGGAGCAAGAGAGAGGCACGGGUGGUCUGAAACUUGAGAAUCAGAAUUUGCGAGAAGCGGUUGCAGCUUGGAUGAAGGCGUCGGAAGACCAAAAGCAGCAAAUUGAGCAAUUGAAGAAGGUGCUUCAACAACGAGAUUUUGAAAUGUCAAAAGAGAUCUCUCAAAACACGGAAAUUUGCCGAUUGAAUGAUGAGAAGAAGGCUGAAAUUGACGACGUCAAAAUGAAAAACACCCAGCUUGGCCAAAUGAAUAUCCAGCUAUACAACGAGGUCAAUCGCUUGAACCAUGUUGUCAAACAGCAGGCAGAAGAGAGAUUGAAGCAAGUGAUGGAUUUGGAGAAUGAGUCUAGGCUGGUUAAAGAGCAACAAGUGGCUCAAGCACGUGAGCAUUUGGAGAAGAUGGUUGGCAUGGAAAAGGAGAAUGAUGAGCUGAACAAGGCUAAAUCAGAGCAGGAUGCCAAGAUUCAACGUCUCGAGACUGUCAACAAGUCAUUGUUUGGCAAAUCUUCAGCUCUGGAUGCUAUAAGAGCUAAGCUUGAUGAAGAAGUCAGCAGGUUUACAAGCCAAGCAGCGGAUCAAGAAAAGAAGACGUUGGGACUUGAGAAAAGGAUUCAAGAGUUGGAGGAAGAAGCUGCUGAGCUGGUGCGUCAGCAAGAUGAUCAAAUUGACAACCUCAAAAAGAUGCAUCAAGAUAAAGUGAACAAGUUGUAUGAAGAAGCGGAGGAUUUGAAAAUAGAGAAUGAGGCAUUGAAAGAUGAUAACAAAGAAGAGGUAGCUAGAAUGAAAGAGGCUUUGAAACAGAAGGACAAGAGUUUAAAGGAUAUGAAAACUGAUAAUGAUGGGUUCAAAAAAGCUCUUGUCAAUCGAGACGCCAAGAUUCGACAUCUGGAAUUACAGCAUUCAGGUUUCAAGGACACUAUUGACGGACUUCUAACUGAUUUGUCAGUGUUGAAAGAGCAGAAAGAGAAGAUGGUCGAACAAGUAGAGAAGUUGAAAAAGGAUGGGAAGAACCAUGAAGAUAGAAUGGAUCAGUGGAAGAUCCAGGCAAGUCGAACGGAAAAAGAAGUGGCGAGUUUGAGAAAAGAGAAUGCGAAACUGAAAGAUGACAACAAGUCGACGACGUCACUUCAAGGCCAAAUUGACCUACUCCAGACAAAGUUGACGGCAAGUUAUGGGAAAAACGAAGCUAUUGAAGAUGACUAUCGACGUCAUCGCGAGAAACAAAUGCAAGAACUCAGAACUGCUGAUGCCAAAAUCGCUUGUCUUGAUAAGACUAUCAGUGAGCUUCGUGCAAAGAUGGCUUCCAAAAAUCAGGAUAGUGAGAUAACGGAGAACGCAAUGAAGUCACAAAUUCAGGAGCUCCAGAAGAGCCUGACAUUGAAUUUGCAAAACAUGAUUGACGCUAUUGGAAGCUCCACCACUUCAUCAGCUCCAGCCAAAUGCACUCCAUCUAAAACACCUCUGUCCGCAUGUUCAUCCCCGUCAGAUACAUUACCGACUUUGCCUGACUCCGGAACGCCCCGUGCUCCAUCCGGAUCUCAGAAUCCACGCAAACGACCGAAUGGUGACACUGAGAAACUUAAAGCGAAGAGCUCCAGAAACUUUCUAUCAGUGGCUAUCAGAGAUAUUAGUAUUCCAUGGCUUUUCUCCUCUGGAAACUUCUUCAGAAAGGAAAACCGUAUUUGCUUUUAUAGACGCCUAGCGAACUCAAGUCGUUGUCAAGCAAUGUCCAGCAGCCAAAGUCUUCAAAAUGAGCUCAAUGGAGUCGAAUCGGAGAAUGAUUCGAGUGCCACAAAGGUCAAGGAAUUGGAGAAGCAGUUGGUGGAGAGGGACGAGGAGAUUGCCAAUUUGAAAAGAGAAUUCAAGGAUCUUGAUGAUAGUUUCCUGGAGAGAUUGGAGAAAGGAGUCGAGGAAACCAAUUUUGAUUAUGGAAACAAGCUCAUCGAAAUGGAAACCAAGAAUAUGAAGCUGGAAAUCAUUGCCAAAAAAUAUGAGGAGUUGAAGAAAGAAGUAGCCGAUGAGAAGGAUCAAGCUCUGGCUUCCAAACCAGGAAACAAGGAUCAGGAAAAAUUAGUUUUCGUUCUUCAGAAGCUGGUCCACCAACUGGAAGCUUCCAAUCAAAGCUUGCGGAACGUCAUCGAUUCUUGCUACGAAGCAAUUUGCUCGGAAACGUUGAAGACAGGAAAAGUUGUAGAAGUUCAAAGAAAACAAGACAGGGAUCUUGAGGAGCAGCGGGAGACGAUCAAAAGCUAUGAGUUUAAGGCCACCGUUUUGAAGGAUCUGGAGUUUUGCGCGGCUCUCAGAGACGAAGAGGAAAGAAUGGAGCAGGAACUGACAGUCAGCGAUCAGGAAACAGAUCAAGCAGCCACCAGCAGCUCCAGAAAGCGGUCAAUCUGCAAGAACGUUGAGGAUGAGAAUCUUCUAGCUCUUCAUCGUCACCAUGUCUUCCUCCCACAACGACUAUUGCGAAAUAAUCUUCCACAAGAAAAAAGACACCACCACCAGUGUCCAACCCAAUGGAAACAUCCGGCACUACCAGAAUCUGGAGGAUCACCACGCGCAGAAAUCGAGGAAAGAGAUAAGCAAUACCUGGAAACGGAAACAAAUUUGCGGAGCUUCGUUGCGGAAUUGAACAGAGAGAACUCUGAACUGAAGAAAGAGAAUGCUGAAAUGAAGGAGAUCAUAAGAAAGGAAGAAGAAAAAUACCGUAAUCUCCGGAAGCAGCUGAAGAAAUGCCGAUCGGUAGUAGAAGUCAAUGAUGAGCUGCAUUCCGGACACAAAUCAGAGGAUUCUGGUCCCAGCCCCCAUCAAAGCUAUUUAUGCAAGUCAGCAGAAGAAUAUGAAAAAUGGGCUGCUUAUCUAGAUUGUGUCUCGAAGGAUAAGGGAGUCACGGAGAAGCCAAUGCUUGUGGACCAAAGGAGCACGGAUAAACCUAGUCCGUCUUCAUCUGCCUGUGAUCCUUCGGCAUCAUCACCUGCGGCUCGUCCUCCAUCCUCUUUAAGUCCUGUUUCCCCUAUCGCUAGUUUAACCAGUCCAUCGUCAUCCUUCCAUCCUCCACCAGCUCCGAAGAGCAAUGAUGCAUCUAGAAGCAGCGAGAAUCUGUAUCUACCUAGUUUGUCUUCUUCAAGCGAUCUACCACCACCAGUAGUUCUUCAAGUUUAUCUCCAGCUUCAAGUCUGA